AUGAAACCGGAAUAUCUAACUCUAAUAAAUUCUGCACUGAGGUUGGCAACACACUGGGGAGCCAUCGUCUUGAUUGACGAGGCCGAUGUGUUUCUGGAACAGCGUACUAUCCAUGAUCUUACUAGGAAUUGCUUAGUCUCUCUUUUCCUUCGAACUCUGGAAUACUAUGAGGGCAUUCUCUUUCUGACCACCAAUCGCCUGACAAGCUUCGAUCUAGCGUUCAAAUCUCGCAUACACCUCGCGCUGAAGUAUACUGCUCUGGACCAUCAUCGACGAAAAGAGUUGUGGAGACUCUUCAUUGGCCGUACCGUGAAGCAAAAUCCCGAGAUGUGGGAGGAGGCGGUUUUGGACGAUUUGGCUAGGGUUGACAUUAACGGCAGGCAGAUCAAGAAUUCGGUGCGAACUGCGAGUACGCUUGCUCGAUCCAUGAAUAUGGCUUUGGCUAAAGAACACAUCGAUAUUGUCUUGGGGACAAUCGAGAGUUUUGAGGCGGACUUGAACGAGGACACUCAGGAUGCGGUGGAUUGA
This is a messenger RNA of Cadophora gregata, 528 nucleotides long. RefSeq lists its product as uncharacterized. Bases 1 to 528 code for a protein of 175 amino acids. NCBI's taxonomy places the organism in Eukaryota, Fungi, Ascomycota, Leotiomycetes, Helotiales, Ploettnerulaceae. The record is from RefSeq and is a predicted model, not a curated record. The transcript is spliced from 3 exons.